AACUGUUAGACGUCUGAAUGAGCACAGAACGUCGUCAUGCAUCCGCAGUACUGUGGAAAUCUCUCCUCCCCGUUGGAGAAAAUGUGUGGAGUUACCUUACCCACAACCAGUUGUUCACAAGCGAAUAGUGAUGCGUAUGCUGUAGCGAUUGCUUUUGUGCAAAGCAGGAGCCAUCAGGACUAAACUCCUAAAGAGCUACAAGGGAAACUCGAUGUUAGACGUACAGAAUUUCUGUCAAUAGGCAUUUUCUUUUUUUUCUCAAUUCUGAAAUGCUUUCCGUCAGUAAGGGUCACUACAGAUAAACACGCACAAUCACAAUACCUGCUAAAUCAACAAUGCAUUUGUUUAACUCUGGUGGAAGAGCACUUGCUAUUUUUAUAAUCAGCAGAAUAGUGGAAAAUAUGUUUCUGUGUUCCGAAGUGAAAGGAGAAGAAAUUCUGCCACCAACAAUACAAAAACUAAUGAAAGGAUACAACAAAUAUCUUCGGCCCUUUUUUGACAAUGGGCCUGUUACUGUCGGAAUGAGCUUGGACAUUGCAAGUAUUGAUACGAUAUCAGAAAUUAAUAUGGACUACACAGCCACUAUAUUCUUGAGACAGCGCUGGACAGAUGAACGUCUUUGCUUUGAUGGAAAUAAGAGCUUAAGUUUAGAUGGACGACUUGUUGAAUUGCUUUGGGUUCCUGAUACAUUUAUUGUGGAUUCAAAGAAAUCCUUUCUCCAUGAUAUUACUGUGGAAAACAGGCUUAUAAGGAUUUUCCCAAAUGGAACAGUUCUGUAUGCACUGAGGAUAACAACUACUGUGGCUUGCAACAUGGAUUUAACAAAAUAUCCUAUGGACAAGCAGACAUGUACCCUACAACUAGAAAGCUGGGGUUAUAACAUUAAUGAUGUGAUGUUUUACUGGACAAGAGGAAAUGAUUCUGUAAGUGGUUUAGACACACUGCGCUUAGCCCAGUACACAGUGGAAGAUUACUAUACUUCUGUGUCAGAAGCCAUUUAUGAGACAGGCCAUUACCCCAAAUUAAUAUUUCACUUUGAAUUGAAAAGGAGUAUUUUAUAUUUCAUUUUGGAGACGUACGUUCCCUCCAGCCUCCUUGUAGUUCUUUCCUGGGUCUCAUUCUGGAUCAGUCAGUCCUCAGUCCCAGCUCGAAUCUGUAUAGGAGUAACUACAGUCCUUACUAUGACCACUCUGAUGAUGGGAGCCAGGACUUCUCUGCCAAAUGCCAACUGCUUCAUCAAAGCUAUUGAUGUUUACUUGGGAAUCUGUUUCAGCUUCAUCUUUGGAGCUUUAAUAGAGUAUGCUGUGGCUCACUUCUGCACACUUCACCACCCUAAUGCUUCCAACAUGUUAAUGUACGGACAGGAAAUGCAGCGGAGGGAGGAUGAAAUGAAUGGGAUAGUCACAACAAUCGCAAGCGACUCAAGCCGAACUAAAAAGCAAGAGGAUGUGUCUGCUAUCAGCCCCUGCGGUCCUUCCAGCAAUGACAUAAAGACUGAGUCACAGGAGCAGCAGAGCAACUGCACAAAAUCACUACACAUCAUAAGAAGGAUGGUUUGCUUCCUUAAGUGCUGCAAAAUUGAAAACCCCCACUAUAUAGACAACUAUUCACGAAUGUCUUUCCCCCUUUCAUUUAUCAUUGUUAAUCUGCUGUAUUGGACAUACUACCUUUAUUUUUAAGAACUGGUUUGAAUUAAGACAGAUUGUAUUGCAGUUAUGCAUAGAAAGGAAGUACGUGAACAAAAAAUAAACAACCUGUUUUUCACCCGGACAUUGGAUGCAACUCAAAGAUUUCCAGCAUGAUGCUGAGGUAAUGGAUUAUGUAAUGAUAUGAACCUCAUGCAUGUCAUGUAAAAUAGCUUCUACAUUAGGACCACCAUUUUCAUCAAGAGCUGCUUUGCUUCAGCCGGCUGCAUUGUAAUAGUAUGAGCUAAAAAAGUAACUUCUACCUUUUGUCUUGUUUUCUUGUUCUGUACAGUCUGGGCUGGUUUUAUAUAAUUCUUAGCUACAUUAAAGUCUGAGCUCACAAUGUGGAGCUGGAUCUAUGUUCAGAGACCUACAUCACAACUGAAUGUACUAUACUGUCAACAACUGCCAUACUGUAUUAUAUAAUCGAUAACUUUAAUGAAAUAUUUUGAAUGUAGACAUCAAUUCGCAGAAUCAACUUGCACAUAACUAUCUUUAAAUGUUUUGAACUUAAUUUUAAAACUAACUACUUCGCUCCAUUAGUUUUAAGACAUGUUUGUUUACCAUUGAAUUAUCUUCGUAAGCUUAUUUUCCAUUUUUCUUGGCACACCUACUGUACUUUCUUGAAAGGCCAGGGGUACUGUGACUGACCAUGGCUGUGUCUUGAUGAGGCUUUUGUACUCACAUUUAUAUAAUAAUUCUUAUUCCUUGGUCGUCUUUCCAAUUUAUAUGUGGUAUGCACUAUUUUUAUAUUAAUUUAGAUUCAGAUUUCCUUAAUGAGGAUUAAAAUAGACAGCUGGUGCUUUUGACUUCCUACUAAUUAUGCAUGAUUCAGCUCUGUCUUAGGCUUCCUUUUGUCUUGUCCUGUUACUCUGUUGUAUUCUUUAUAUUUUACCAAUAUUCUGCAAUUUCACAUCUAUAUUCACCUACUGUAUGAUAGAACAUUAACACGUUUUAUAUUGAAAACGUAAGGGGAAUUCUAAGUGUAAGCUAAAAUACAUGAAUACUGUUAGGAACACUUCAUGCUCGCAAACCUCACUGAGCAGCUACAGUGCUUGACAUCUCUUAUUCACACUGAAUAAAUAUCUGAAAAUAAAGCUCAAAGAAAAUACUGUACAUUGCAUUGGCUCACCAGUGCAUUAAAAAGAAACUUCGUCUUCCCUAUACAGUAUGUGUUGAAAGGUCAACUAGUUGAUUACACAUGUUGAUUCUGGUAUUCCAAAGUCAAAUGGUAGUGAGAUGAAUAUUUCUCUUACACAAUACAGCCAGUCCCACAGAUAGUGUGAAGGUACUCGUAGCCUCUCACUGCCCAAUUCGUUUAGUAUAUGCUGAGUUUUGCAAAAUGGAUUUGGUCCACCUACUUCCAUGCUGUAAGAUGCAUUCAUCAGUUUGAACUGAUUCAUUGACUGCUACACAAUUUAGGGAAUAAACAUUCAAACUAAUCAUAAAUGAUGAUGAUAUUUGGUUCUGAGACUCUAAUAAUGCCAAAUGACUUAACACAUACGGUAUAAAGGAUUAGCGUAUAAGGGAUAGUGUACUUAAUAUUUUGGUGUUAAGUAUUAGGGCUGAGGAAAUGACAGUGCUUGCUGAUGGUCGGUGCUGUUACAACCCCCCCUCACUUACAAGGAAUGAACCAGACAAGCGAUUGCAAGGGUGAAGUUGGGAUGGAAGGAGAGGGUAUAGAAAUAUUUGUGCAAAGCUGUGGGCAGCCAGCAAACAUUUACAGUGUAAGUAAUAGAGUUUGAGAUUAGAAUUUGACCUUCUCCUGAGCUUCUGUCAAACAAGCCUAUUAAUUACACAAAUGAUUGUCUUUGUAUACAAUAAAGUUUCACCUUCUUCAAAAUAGGACCUUGAUUUGAUAAUGCCUCUAUCUGAGGUGAGUUUAAAGUGGACUUACACACUUUUUUCUGCAUACUGUACUUAAGCAAUACAUUGUUUCUUCAUAGACGUGCACCUUAUAACUUAGAAAAGCACAAUUGCAAAUUAAAAAUGCUAAAAUCACUAAUGGCCUAUCCUAAAUGGAGUAUUGUGCUGUCAUAGGGGCUAUCACAAUACAAGAAGUGAUUUAAAUUGGCCUGUUUUCUGUAUUCAGUGUACUGUAUGUUUGCAGAAAAUUUUGGCUUUGUUUCUUCAAAAUUCUGGAUGGCAGAGAACAUAUUGUUUUUAUUAGUUAAGUUAAUAAAAUUAUAUAUAUAUACACUGUCAACAGGAUUGCUUCUGUGGUACUCAAGAAAAUAGUGUCGUGUUUGAUCAAUUGCAUUUUAUGUUUAAUCAUAUUAUUAAAAGUGAAGCUGAGUAUUUUUGUUUUAAGUGUUGUAAAUAAAGAUGUACAUUGCAUGUUUAUUUGAUAUUUUCA
Messenger RNA from Lepisosteus oculatus (spotted gar), 4041 nucleotides. It is a transcript of the gene gabrzb, whose product is annotated as gamma-aminobutyric acid type A receptor subunit pi. Gene Ontology annotation, cellular component: GABA-A receptor complex; synapse; neuron projection. The record is from RefSeq and is a predicted model, not a curated record. Gene Ontology annotation, molecular function: chloride channel activity; extracellular ligand-gated monoatomic ion channel activity; neurotransmitter receptor activity. NCBI's taxonomy places the organism in Eukaryota, Metazoa, Chordata, Actinopteri, Semionotiformes, Lepisosteidae. Gene Ontology annotation, biological process: signal transduction; chloride transmembrane transport; chemical synaptic transmission.